AUUAAUUUGAUAAGGUCUAUUUGUAAGAAAAAACUGUUACAGUUGAAGUUUAUCACAAUUUACCAAACUAUUGGAAAAUAUGUACGUCCCACAUGUAAUAUGCUUGUGCUUCCAAACAGGAACGUAAUUCAGUAACUGAAAGAAUUGAAACAUGCUGUAGGACUGUCGGAUACUCUGUACUUGAAUAUUAUGAAUGGAUUAUAAUUACAGGGUCAUCUAAGUGCAAGGAAAAUGUUCAACUUUACAACAAAUAUUUCUGCCGACGCUGAUCACGUGACAAAUGCUGCUGGGGCCACUAUUGUCUCUCCUUUGUUGAUGUCUUUAACAGGUGUUAUUGGAAACAUAUUAGCUCUGAUAAGCCUCUACAAGACUAGAACUGAUGUAAGGACAACAAAAUUUUACAGUUUGAUAAAAGGUUUGGUGUGGACUGAUCUCCUUGGAAUAUUGAUUACAUCACCUUCUGUAAUUAUAGCUUAUGCUAAUCAAAGGGAAUGGUUAGGUGGAAGCACUCAUUGCCUUUUCCAUGGCUUUACAAUGGCAACAUUUGGACUUGCGACACCACUUAUAAUUUGUGCUAUGGCAGUUGAAAGAUUUCUGGCUUUGAAAUGUGUAUUCUUUUACUCAAGCCGUUGUCGUACAGGCACUGCAAGAGGCUGUCUUCUUCUAGUUUGGCUCGGAACAAUACUAUUCGGACUUUUACCUUUAUUUGGCUUCGGGAGGUAUGAGAAACAAUAUCCAGGAACAUGGUGCUACCUAGACUUUCAUUCUGAUGAUAUGGUGUCGAAGGUGUAUAACUAUAUCUAUGCGUGUACAACCUUGACAUUAAUUUUUCUUAUAAUUAUUUGCAAUACUUAUGCCGUUGUAAGAAUUCUAAAAACAAAGGUAAGACGUUCUAGUGAAUGUGUGUACACGAUUGGUCAUAACAGACCGGAACAAGAUUCACUUGUAACCAUUAGAAACCAACAAGUAAAAACGAAUGACACAGAUUCUUCGAUGAUUGUCUUGCUGUUGGCUUUGACGCUUGUUUUCACAACGUGCUGGGCACCACUGAUGGUAAGUGGAAAAGAGUUAACACCUAGCAUGCCUUUGAUUCGAAUAAUAGACACACAAGUUUCAGGGGAAGAUAACGUUUUAUUUGACCUUGCCGCUGUCAGGUUGGCGAGUCUAAAUCAGACACUUGACCCAUGGUUAUAUAUACUUUUCAGGAGAUCAACUUGUAGACAUAUUGCUAAAAGUGCCAAGAAAAUUAAAGCAAAAUUUUUAAACACAAUUAGAAAGAAAUCAUCCCAAGAAAAUAACCAGGAGUCACUCAAUAAGGAUAAUAUUAAUAGUGAUAAAAAGGGUAUCGUUGAAAACAAAUACAGAUGUAAAAUUGAAGAAACCCUCCCGGAUUUGAUGCAAACUAUUGGAGAAAGGAGUGACUUACCAUUACCUGACGUAACAAAGUCUUCGGAAAGUAAAAACAGUGAAAAUUCUAUGUAUGUUUGUCAUUUUCAGAUUGGGAAAUCUGUAGCGGAAGAUAUUAAUAACGGGAUGUAUGUUAAGAUUUUAUAUUUGAAAAAUAAUUCUGAUUCAAAAGAGAGCAGCAGUUGAGAUUUUCUAGAGAAACAGCGAUACUCCUUCAAAGUACAACAUAUAUAUGAUUGAUAACAAGUUAAAGCCUUACUUAACAAGAAACCAACAUCAAAGUAGACAUUAUGUUUUGCAAAUUUCAUUAUAUACAGAUAUGGGUAUCAAACAAACAUC
Molecule: messenger RNA, 1746 nt
Organism: Ruditapes philippinarum (Manila clam)
Lineage: Eukaryota; Metazoa; Mollusca; Bivalvia; Venerida; Veneridae
Product: prostaglandin E2 receptor EP3 subtype-like
Exons: 4
Coding region: 232-1593 (453 amino acids)
Biological process (GO): positive regulation of cytosolic calcium ion concentration; inflammatory response; adenylate cyclase-activating G protein-coupled receptor signaling pathway
Cellular component (GO): plasma membrane
Molecular function (GO): thromboxane receptor activity
Source: RefSeq, a predicted model, not a curated record